GUCUUGGAGUCUCCCGUUCCCAUUUGCCUAAAAAAGAUCUCCUUCGCUCCCCGAAAGCAUCUUUUUCUAUUCGACGUCAUCCGCUUUCAAGCACUGAUUUUCUCUUCCAGGUCUUUGUAAUUUGGCGGGAAAAUGUCGGGUAAAGGAGCGAAAGGGUUGAUAACCGCUGGCAAAUCCACUAAGGAUAAAGAGAAGGACAAGAAGAAACCCAUGUCCCGUUCUUCUCGCGCUGGUCUCCAGUUCCCUGUGGGUCGGGUCCACCGAUUGCUGAAAACUAGGGCUCAAGCAAAUGGAAGGGUUGGAGCAACAGCUGCUGUGUACACAGCUGCCAUACUGGAGUACCUGACUGCCGAAGUGCUAGAACUGGCGGGUAACGCAAGCAAGGAUCUGAAGGUUAAGCGUAUUACCCCUAGACAUCUGCAGCUUGCUAUCAGGGGAGAUGAAGAACUCGACACCUUGAUCAAGGGAACCAUAGCAGGAGGUGGUGUUAUCCCGCACAUUCACAAAUCACUUAUCAACAAAUCUUCAAAGGAGUAGUUCACAUAAUUGACCUCGGUUAGUGCUCGAAUUGGUUUGCACCCAGAACCUCACGAAAAAAAAAUUGUGGCCUGUCUUUUGCCUGGACAAUGUGGAUACUAGUUUUUCAUUAGCCAAUUAUGGUGAUUUCAGGAUUUGAAUUAGAAA
This is a messenger RNA of Hibiscus syriacus, 684 nucleotides long. RefSeq names its product probable histone H2A variant 3. Gene Ontology annotation, molecular function: structural constituent of chromatin; protein heterodimerization activity; DNA binding. The transcript has 2 exons. Bases 133 to 537 code for a protein of 134 amino acids. NCBI's taxonomy places the organism in Eukaryota, Viridiplantae, Streptophyta, Magnoliopsida, Malvales, Malvaceae. The record is from RefSeq and is a predicted model, not a curated record. Gene Ontology annotation, cellular component: nucleosome.